AUGUCGGGUGGUGUAGCCCCUUCUACAUUCUCCACCCUCCUUCGCCGCUCAAAGUUUGCCUCUUAUGAUCCCGUCAUCAACCAAGUCUACACCAGUUAUGGCGGUUUCGCACACCGUGGUCACUGGGGUACCAAACGCGACCUCCCUGGGAAAAGAAAACACAAAGUUCAAGACCCACUAGUAUCAUCAUCUGGAGGGCGCGGCAGUGCUCGAAGGAACCCCGUUGCGUUCGUAUCUGCGCUCGACUCGUCAGAAGGUCAGACCGAAUGGUCAUCUGCAGAAAAAGAUGUGCGCUGGCUACGCCGCCUCGAAGAACUUGGCUUUGGGACUCGAUUGAACGAUAUGAGCGCCUGGAGUAAACGCGUUGGAAGCUAUAGCGGUAGAGCCAUUGGAAAUGUCGACUCCGAGUUUGGCUCAUCUGAAUCCGAGACCAGUCAGCAAAUGUCGAACGCGCUACCCAAUAUCCAGUCGAUGUCGGAGAGGCAGUUCAAGUCCUACAUAGCCAAGUUACGUAGCCAGCGUGAAGAGUUCCACAAAUUUCUUCAAGAAACCGGGGUGACGAACGAGGAAGGCGAGAACCGACCGCUCCCUAUGUAUGCAUACGCUCAGGUGACAUCGAAUCAUCAUACUCGAUUCCUAGCGCAUAUGAACCACGAAGCCGCGACACAGCCGACUUCAAACACCCUCACACCGGUACCACACCCCUCGGGUGGGUUGGAUUACCUCAAUCCCACUCCCCUCAUGAGCCAACUCUUGUUCCCGAACCCUGUCAAGGGCCGCUAUGUUCAAUCCCCCGACAGGGCCCCCAGAAUGGUGUCAACCCAAAAAUACGACAGCAAUGCUGUCGUGAGUAUUGCCGGGUACAAUGCAGUCUUGCAACCUGAUGAUUCUAGUGCCACUACUCAAGCAGUAAACUGGAACAAGCUCGCCGAGCGAGAUUUCUCGCAACCGCCGGAGCAAGCGUCCAGUGAUUAUCGAGUCGAAGAUCUGGAACUUUACGAAGUCCCUACCGUGGUGGGCAAAUCGCGCCAGGGUAUCCAAAACCGAGAUCAAAAUACGCGUGCGCGAUUAUUCCAAACGCCGAUUCGAGCGUGCCAAUCCUCAUCGUCCUGGGACUUUCGAAUAUGUGUCUCACGUCGACACUCGUAUUUUAAACGCAGACCCCAUCUCGUUGAAGUCGACAGAAAGGUGGAGUGCACAACCAAAGACGCCUAUGCAAUCAUAUCAGGAGAAAAAGGCGAUACCUCCAGGCCUAUGAUGGAAUUGCUAGACCAGCUGCUAGAUAUUGCACCUCCUGGCAAAGGAAAGCUUUAG
Rhizoctonia solani is the source of this 1314-nucleotide messenger RNA. Its product is annotated as ribosomal subunit domain-containing protein. The transcript has a single exon. Bases 1 to 1314 code for a protein of 437 amino acids. NCBI's taxonomy places the organism in Eukaryota, Fungi, Basidiomycota, Agaricomycetes, Cantharellales, Ceratobasidiaceae. The record is from RefSeq and is a predicted model, not a curated record.